This is a messenger RNA of Nerophis lumbriciformis (worm pipefish), 1929 nucleotides long. RefSeq names its product ATPase Na+/K+ transporting subunit beta 2a (gene atp1b2a). The record is from RefSeq and is a predicted model, not a curated record. Gene Ontology annotation, molecular function: ATPase activator activity. Gene Ontology annotation, cellular component: sodium:potassium-exchanging ATPase complex. Lineage: Eukaryota; Metazoa; Chordata; Actinopteri; Syngnathiformes; Syngnathidae. Gene Ontology annotation, biological process: sodium ion export across plasma membrane; intracellular sodium ion homeostasis; potassium ion import across plasma membrane.
AACUGCUGGAAAAAAAUGAAGCAACUGCACCACAUCAGAGAGCCAAUCAAGAUGGGUCCCAAUGUCCAACAAAAAGCAUAUGAAGGAACAAGCAGACAGACAGGAGUGAAGACGACGCCAAAGGCUGUUUGCGAUAUCGCCAUUGGAGAGAGCCUUCAAGAUGGCGACUGGGAGACUGCUGCCAGGACCACUGACUUCUAUCACCUCCUGAGGAAGGACUGGGACAACGUAGGGCUAAACACUAAACCAGCCACAACAAUGGAAGAAGAAAACCUGAAGAACAAUUUGGUCCAGUCAAGAGGUGAAAAGAAGUAUCAAGGGCAUGAUUUUGAGGACUUUCAUCGUCGACCAGAGCGUCUGAUCCUGCUCUUCUACCUGGUCUUCUACCUGUUCUUGGCUGGGAUGUUUGCUCUCACCAUGUACAUCAUGCUGCUGACGCUGGACGACUACAAACCCACCUGGCAGGACCGCCUGACCACCCCAGGGAUGAUGAUUCGUCCCAAGGGGGAUCAACUGGAGAUCACUUUCUCCCCGUCAGACGUGCAAAGCUGGAAUGGCUUUGUGCAAAAUCUGGAUGGGUUUUUGUCUCCGUACAAUGACAGCCAGCAGGUUCAGAUGAACGACAACUGCCUUCCAGAUAAAUACUUCAUCCAAGAGGAUAGCGGAGAGGUGAAGAACAAUCCAAAGCGUUCCUGUCAGUUUAAUAGAACAAUGUUGGAGGACUGUUCUGGGAAGACUGAUCGUUUGUAUGGUUACAGCCAAGGUCAGCCCUGUGUGCUCAUUAAGCUUAACCGGGUGAUCGGAAUGUUUCCAGGAAAGGAUGGACAAUCUCCCUUUGUCACCUGUGGAGCCAAAAUGGAGGACAGCGAUAAGAUCGGACCUCUGGCUUAUUUUCCUUCAAAUGGAUCCUUCAACCUCAUGUACUACCCUUAUUAUGGCAAAAAAGCUCAGGUGAACUACACUCAGCCGCUGGUCGCUGUCAAAUUCCUGAACGCCUCUCUCAACACCGACAUCAAUGUCGAGUGUAAAGUCAACUCCAACACCCUCGCCGCUGGCAGCGAGAGGGACAAAUUUGCUGGCCGCGUGUCCUUCAAACUACGAAUCAACAAUUAGAGAAGCAACGUGACCAUGACGCCGAUCACGGCAACUCUGUUCGUCUCUGCAACUCAUCUUUGUCGCUGUUCUUCAUCUUUGAUUGUGCUUGUUUGCAAAAAAAAAAAAACUAACAUUUUUUUCUAUACAAGCUGACCAAUCAAAAUCCCUCACAGUUUAAUGCCACACACCCAGCAGCCAAUGCAAUCAAGCACUUAAUUUGUUGAUUUGUAUAUUUAUUUAUUCAUGUAUUUAUUGUUUGAUUCGAUGUAUCACACUGAGUCAAUCAUUGUAGACUGCACAGUCGUUGUUUACAUAUCCUGGAAGCUCAGCCAACUGUUGCAUUAUUUAGUACACAAAUCCAUGGUCUUGUGUUUGAACAUUAAAAAAAAAAGAAAUCUGGAUAUGUUUCAAUAUAAUGAUGGAAGCAGCUACAACCACUCAGGUGUCACAACAGUACUUUUUAUUGUUUCCUUUUGUUACAUGUAUUGUGUUGUCGUUGCAGCAGUCUUUUCAUACAAUAAUUGAGCAGUAUUGUAGUUACUUAAUUAAUGAAGAAUUGGCUCAGCCUGUUGAUUUGAGUGUUCUUGCCCAUGUGACACACACAUACACACACACACACACACACACACACACACACACACACACACACACACACACACACACACACACACACACACACACACACACACACACACACACACACACACACACACACACACACAACUCACCUUUGUUAAUGUACAGCCAAUCAGAUGUAUGAUGUCAUGUGGCUUGAUUUCUCCCUGCUAUUAUUCCCACACGACCAUGUGAUUAAAAACACAAAUGACUUUAUCA